Molecule: messenger RNA, 2163 nt
Organism: Eufriesea mexicana
Lineage: Eukaryota; Metazoa; Arthropoda; Insecta; Hymenoptera; Apidae
Exons: 3
Coding region: 1-2163 (720 amino acids)
Molecular function (GO): nucleic acid binding
Source: RefSeq, a predicted model, not a curated record
AUGAAGACGAUAAAGGACGAAUUGUUUAAAUGGGUUUGCAAGAAGUACGCGAUGAACAGUUCCUUCGACAAACAUUCGCUGCGGGAAGAGGCUCUCAGGCUGAUGAAGAUACGGGGUACGAACGGUGUCAAGUGCACGGAUAGAUGGUUGAAUAAUAUUUUGAAGGAGUACGGUCUGAGAUCCACGAAUUCGACGAGUCAGCCUGGUCCGAUGUUCAAAGACUAUCGCGAAUGGAUCGAGCUGAUGAGGUCCACGAUAAUCGCGUACAGGUACAAGGAUCUGUUCCACGUGGACGAGCUGACCAUGUACUCGGACGGUUUUCCUUCGAGGAUCUUGUCGAACAAAGGUUCAGAGAAAAGCGAAUCGCCGAAGAACCGUAUAACGAUUUUGAUGAGCUGCAAUUCUUCGGGAACGAUGAAAUUGCCGUUGUUGAUCUGCGGACCGUAUCCGUGUAACGCAACGGUGAAAGAUCAUGUUUAUUGUCAGAGCAAAGAUUCUCACAUCGGGGACAAACUGUUCAGGAAUUGGCUGUUGAGCGUGAACGAUCGUAUGACGAAGUGUAAUCGAAAGAUCUUGUUAUUUCUACGUCAGAACAGAGCGCGUGCGUUAAAGGAUUUCGUGCCGAGCAAUAUACAGCUCCUUUACUUUCCCGAGGAUUUCCCGCCGCUUUUACGACCGUUGCGGAGAGACGUAUUUCAUUACAUCAAGAUGGUUUUCAGACGAAGGUACACAGAACGAUUGAAGCAAUGCACAGUGGACUGGAAUCUUCACGACAUCUUGACAUCCUUGAUCGAGGCAUGGGAGACGACACCGAGGGAGCUCGUUAUCUUCAGUUUCCAAAGAACGCAUUUUAGGACCGAUGACUGCUUCCUACAAAUCCAUUGCGAUUUUUGGGACAGCUUAAAAGCCGACAUCUCGUUCAAGAGCUUCGUCACCUUCGACGACGAUCUAUCGGACGAACAAGUACCACGCAAAAGGAACAAUGGAUACAACGAUUAUAAGCACUCAGAUUUGGGAAGCAGAAAUGUUAUACAGAUUAACGAGGAUACCUUGGAUUCUGUGUUGGAAGAUCCGAAAAAUAUAGAAGGAACGACGGUUCGAGAGGAAUCUUGUGAAUCCGUUCGAAAUUGUCGAAAGACAGAUCUGAAAGUAAGAAAUCGUACACAUCGGAAACAUCCUGUCGUAACGAGCCAUGAGAAAACGUGGAACGAUAACGCAAGACGUUGCCGGUUGAAAGAAAACCUAACAGGAGUGCGCGGUAAGCAGAGAAAAUCCCAAAAGAGAACUUACAGCGAAACUCAAUUUUCUGAAAUGAAGGGACAGAAUGACAAUCGAUGUACGUCUGGACAGAGAAACGUUAAAAAAACCUUUGUACCAGAAGAUUUUGACGUCAACGUUCAGACAUUCGAAAAUAUUUCAAUUUCUGAAAGGCAUCGAUCAGAAAUGAACGAGAUUCGAGAGUGCCUCCGAACAACCAUAGACAAAGCUUUAACUACGUCGUCGACUUCGUUAGCUAAUUGCACUAAGAACCUAUUGGAUAGUACUCAUGCGGCGAAACACGAAAUUACAAAGAACACUGGUAAUCUGAUACAGUUUGAACUUCUAAACGAACGAGGUGAUACAAAAUCAAAGUGCACGAUUCGAGAAACAAUGCAAAUUGAAUGCACGGAUAAAAUUAUAACAAAUUUACCAAACUGCUUCUUGAACAAAUUUAAUCAACCGUCUACUUCUACGAAUAAUUGCAGCAUUUUACCCAAAGGAAUUGUACAAGGUGUUCCUAAGGAAACGAUUGAAAAUCAUCCUUUCGAAAUAUCGUCUUCUAAUUCAUUUGAACUACACGAGCAAAAUCUUGAUAACAGUCAGAAUUUAAAUCAGAUCAUAAAUCUAAACAACGGAAACAGCUUGCCUUCCGCUUAUUGGGAAAUAAUGAAUUUUUCGAAACAGAAACGACAAAAAUCUUUGGAUGAUCCUAAAGAUAACUCCCAAACUAGUGAAACAAGAGAAAAUAUAUUAAAACCGAAUAAUGACUGGUCCAAACAGUUCGAAACCACUUUUGUUUUUGGUUCCCCCGAUACGAAUUGUUCUUCAGAUAUACAGCACGACGAAAGUAACAUUGAAUCGCGUAUUUUUAACGUAAGAUCAUCUAUUUCUCCGAAGGAUUAA